Erinaceus europaeus (western European hedgehog) is the source of this 1790-nucleotide messenger RNA. It is a transcript of the gene EIF4A1, whose product is annotated as eukaryotic translation initiation factor 4A1. Gene Ontology annotation, cellular component: cytoplasmic stress granule. The coding region runs from base 78 to 1298 and encodes 406 amino acids. The transcript is spliced from 11 exons. Gene Ontology annotation, molecular function: RNA helicase activity; ATP binding; translation initiation factor activity. Lineage: Eukaryota; Metazoa; Chordata; Mammalia; Eulipotyphla; Erinaceidae. The record is from RefSeq and is a predicted model, not a curated record. Gene Ontology annotation, biological process: cytoplasmic translational initiation.
AAUGCGAUGGCUGGGGCGGGGUCGGGCGCCCUAUAAGUUGUCGAUAGGCGGGCACUCCGCCCUAGUUUCUAAGGAACAUGUCUGCGAGUCAGGAUUCCCGAUCCAGAGACAAUGGCCCCGAUGGGAUGGAGCCCGAAGGUGUCAUCGAGAGUAACUGGAAUGAGAUUGUGGACAGCUUUGAUGAUAUGAAUCUCUCUGAAUCCCUUCUCCGUGGUAUCUAUGCCUAUGGUUUUGAGAAGCCGUCUGCCAUCCAGCAGCGAGCCAUUCUUCCUUGUAUCAAGGGUUACGAUGUGAUCGCUCAAGCCCAAUCUGGGACUGGGAAAACAGCUACUUUUGCCAUAUCAAUUCUGCAGCAGAUAGAAUUGGACUUAAAGGCCACCCAGGCCUUGGUGCUAGCACCCACAAGAGAAUUGGCUCAACAGAUACAGAAGGUGGUCAUGGCAUUAGGAGAUUACAUGGGUGCUUCCUGCCAUGCCUGCAUUGGUGGUACCAAUGUCCGUGCAGAAGUGCAGAAAUUGCAGAUGGAAGCUCCUCAUAUCAUCGUCGGUACUCCAGGCCGUGUAUUUGAUAUGCUUAACCGUAGAUACUUGUCUCCCAAAUACAUCAAGAUGUUCGUGUUGGAUGAAGCUGAUGAAAUGUUAAGCCGAGGAUUCAAGGACCAGAUUUAUGACAUAUUCCAGAAGCUCAAUAGCAAUACCCAGGUGGUGUUGCUGUCAGCUACCAUGCCUUCUGACGUGCUUGAGGUGACCAAGAAGUUCAUGAGGGACCCCAUUCGGAUUCUGGUCAAGAAAGAAGAGCUGACUCUGGAGGGUAUCCGCCAAUUCUACAUCAAUGUGGAACGAGAGGAGUGGAAGCUUGACACACUCUGUGACUUGUACGAAACCUUGACCAUCACACAGGCCGUGAUCUUUAUCAACACCCGAAGGAAGGUUGAUUGGCUAACUGAGAAGAUGCACGCCCGAGACUUCACUGUCUCUGCCAUGCAUGGGGACAUGGACCAAAAGGAAAGAGAUGUGAUCAUGAGGGAGUUCCGCUCUGGCUCUAGCCGAGUAUUGAUCACCACUGAUUUGUUGGCCCGAGGCAUUGAUGUGCAGCAGGUUUCUUUAGUCAUCAACUAUGAUCUUCCCACCAACAGGGAAAACUACAUUCACAGAAUCGGUCGUGGUGGACGUUUUGGCCGUAAGGGAGUGGCUAUCAAUAUGGUGACAGAAGAAGACAAGAGGACUCUUCGAGACAUUGAGACCUUCUACAACACCUCCAUCGAGGAGAUGCCUCUCAAUGUUGCUGACCUCAUCUAAGAGGGGCUGUCCUGCUACCUAGCUCCAGCCAGGGUCCAAACCUUGAGGGGCUCAGAAGGAGCAGGAGGGGGGAGGGAAGGGAGCCAAGGGAUGGACAUCUUGUCAUUUUUUUCCUUUUUUUUUUCUUUGAAUAAAUGUCACUUUUUGAGGCAAAGAAGGAAACCGUGAACAUUUUAGACACCCUUUUCUUUGGGGUAGGCUCUUGCCCCAGGCGCCGUCUCCUCCCAAAAACACUAAUCCACUUCCCUAACCUAACCAGAGGCUCUCCCACCCCAGCUGAAUUCCUCUGAAAAUGUGUGGCUAUAUAAUGUCACUCAACCUCAUUUGCUGGACCAAAUCUGGAGGGAAAACCCUUAGGUGGCCCAGGGGACUGUACCCAGGUGGGGGGGGAGCAGGGGAGAAAAAUGGUAGCCAUUUUUACAUUGUUUUGUAUAGUAUUUAUUGAUUCAGGAAACAAAACAAAUUCUGAAUAAAAAUUACUUGGAAACUGCC